Microsporum canis CBS 113480 is the source of this 2094-nucleotide messenger RNA. RefSeq names its product carboxypeptidase S1. NCBI's taxonomy places the organism in Eukaryota, Fungi, Ascomycota, Eurotiomycetes, Onygenales, Arthrodermataceae. Gene Ontology annotation, molecular function: serine-type carboxypeptidase activity. The record is from RefSeq and is a predicted model, not a curated record. Gene Ontology annotation, cellular component: fungal-type vacuole. The coding region runs from base 1 to 2094 and encodes 697 amino acids. Gene Ontology annotation, biological process: proteolysis. The transcript is spliced from 2 exons.
AUGAGUCGCUUUUUGACCAUCUUGGUCAUCAUAUCCCAUUUUACCCUACAAUUAUCUGCAAGGUCGACAUCGUUUACCAGCUUUUUAAGCGGGACCUCAAGCACCACCUCUUCAACCAUUAAAGUGAAUGGGAUUGCAAUCAAUUAUAAAACCCCACGCCCAGGAACAUGUGAAACCGUGUUUGAGGACCAAAAACAAUAUACUGGCUAUGUGAGCCUCCCUCCAUCCACGAUAGGAUCAAUUCAGCAAAAUUAUUCCAUCAACACAUUCUUUUGGCUGGUGGAAUCCAGGUUCGGCCCCGAAAAUGCACCACUUACGGUAUACCUGAAUGGGGGGCCUGGUAGCACAAGCCUAGUAGGCCUAUUCCAGGAGACAGGGCCAUGCGAAGUUAUUGAAAUUGCAAAAGACAGACUUGGGACACGUGCAAGAGAAUGGGGCUGGGACAGGGGCAGUAACAUGCUUUAUAUCGACCAGCCUGUUCAGUCAGGUUUCUCCUUUGACUGGUUACAGGAGGGAUCCCUGAAUCUACUUAAUUCGUCAUAUACCUUUCCUCCUUCUGAACCACCAGCGAACCAGCCUAGAAAUACCUGGCUAAAAGGUAUCACCUCCUCAAAUGACGUCCAGGUUACUACAAACACUACUUCGACGGCUGCAAAGGCAAUUUGGCACGUUCUACAAGCUAUCCUAGCAGAACUUCCGCAGCAUUCUUCGCGGCCCCCUAGCUUUGCCAACGGAAACGAGCCUAGGUCGAUUCCAAUUAAUUUAUUUGCAGAGAGCUAUGGUGGUAAAUACGCCCCUAGUUUUGUUACUUAUUUCGAGAAGCAGAACGCAGAGAUAAAAGAGGGGAGAUUAUCUGCCCUGGAGACACUCGAGCUAAACGUUCGAUCCAUUGGUAUUAUGCAAGGUUGCAUUGACGAUUUGGUUCAAAAUCCCUAUUACCCAAUAUUUGCAUUUAACAAUAGUUACGGAAUCAGCGCCACUACGCAUAAGGAAAAGGACGCAUUUCUGGAGAAUUUCUCUAAACAAGGCGGCUGUCGAGAUAAAAUCAUUGAUUGCCGUGGAGAGAUCAAAUAUUCGGACCCAGAAAAUACUGGUAGCGUGGAAAUUGUGAAUAUAAAAUGCCUGGCUGCGCUUUCCGCGUGUUUGGCAGAGACCCCCAAUUUAUUCUCAAAGAUAGGACGCAGCAGCCAUGAUAUCUCACAGAGCAGCCUGGACCCGUUUCCGCCGCAUACAUAUCUUGAAUAUCUCAAUCUGGAGCAAGUACAGAAGUCCAUCGGUAUCUCAAUGAACAUCACAGACUAUAGCUCAACAGUUUCUACUGCCUUUCUCAACACAGCGGACUAUGAUCGAGGGAAUUAUAUCUCAGAUUUAGCUAGAUUAUUGGAUCGAGGAAUACGCGUUGCUCUUAUAUACGGGGAUAGAGAUUACCUAUGUAACUGGAUGGGCGGCCAGGCAGCUGCCUUCUCGAUCGCAGCCUCGUCUUCUUCUUCGUCUCCGUACCUUAGUGGUUUCAACGCCGCUGGUUAUGCGCCCCUCAUUAUCAACGAUACAUACGUGGGCGGCAUGGUUCGACAGUUUGGCAAUCUAUCGUUCUCCCGAAUAUACGAUGCUGGCCACUUGAUACCCGCCUACCAACCGGAGACCCUCUUUACACUUUUUUCGCGAGUCAUUCAGGGGCCAGUUGAUCUAUCCACUGGUCAAAAGGUAGAUAUAUCUACGUUUGGCACUAAAGGUGAUGCAAACACAACAGCGACCAAUUCUGCUCCGCCAAUGGCUAAACCGACGUGUUACCUUCGCAAAGUGAAGGAUACAUGCUCACCAGCACAGAUUGAGAAAUUGACGCGCGGGGAGGGGAUUAUUAUUAAUGGAGUCUGGUACGAGUCCGAAUCUGAUUGGAACGAACCAUCUACCACUGCAACCGGGAGAAGUGGGAAACAGGAUGCUUCUAGGACUGGGAGAGAUGGAACCUUUGUUCAUGCUUUUGUUGCUACUAGCACUCCUUUGAUGGUUGGCCAACGUUCAGUGAAUAACUCUAGAAACAAGAAAACAUCCAGCGCCAUGAGACUAGUGGUCUCGAGCUGGAUGCAUAGUUGA